UACAAUGCACCAACUCAUUUUUUAAAAAAUAUCCGGCUCGAAGGACCAAUUCAAUUUUCAUUAGUUUAGUUGUCGUGCGUCGUUGCCGCAGGAGACGCUGGCGUCGGCGUCCAAUCGAAUCAUUAGUUUUACGUGUAGGAUUAUAAAAUUGUCAUUUUCGGGCUUAAAUUUUGUGAAGUUUGUUUUUUUUUUUUGAUUUUGCGUUCUUCAAGUUUUGUGAUUUUGAUUCUUUUGUUCGAGGAUUAGAAACUGUUUUGCUCUGUGGGAACUGUCAUAGAAAAGUUGCUUUUGAAAAAGAUGUCACCAGUUUUCAUCACCAGCAAUAAGGCGACAUUAGUCUAAAUUCCCUGGAAAAGGUAUUGAAAAUCAAAAUGUAGAGACACUAUAAAAAAGCGCUAGUAGUUUCACUAAUAGCCCCAUGAAAUGGGGGCAAAUAUGGGCAAGAAUGCCUCGUUACUGGACGCCUUACCAUCUGGACAAGGUACUCUGCACGUGGUGAUGCUAGGUCUAGAUUCAGCAGGAAAAACUACGGCGCUUUACAGGCUGAAAUUUGACCAGUACCUUAACACUGUACCGACGAUAGGGUUCAAUUGCGAAAAAGUUAAAGGAAUGUUGGGCAAAGCAAAAGGUGUCAACUUCCUAGUGUGGGACGUAGGAGGCCAAGAAAAACUCCGACCGCUAUGGAAAUCGUACACCAGAUGCACAGACGGCAUCGUCUUCGUCCUGGACUCAGUGGACGUGGAACGUAUGGAAGAAGCCAAAAUGGAACUCAUCCGGACUGUAAAGUCUCCGGAAAACUCUCAAGUCCCGAUCCUAGUCCUAGCCAAUAAGCAAGACUUACCUGCGGCCAGAGAGCCGAAAGACUUGGAAAAAUUACUGGGUCUGACCGAAUUGGGUAACGGCGGCGCUCCGGGCGGUCAUUUAUGGCACGUGCAACCAGCUUGUGCUAUAACGGGAGAUGGAUUGCACGAAGGGCUCGAGGUACUUUACGAGAUGAUUUUGAAACGGCGGAAACUGGCGAAAGAACGGAAGAAAAAGGGCAGAUAGGGGGGACUUGAUGGUGCAUCUUGCACCAAGACAUUUUGUUGAAGUUUUUUCUUGGUUUUUGUUAGUGCGGUGUGUUUAAUAGAGAGAUUUGGUACAAAAAGUUGGAUGUUGAUAUUGCAAAAUGCUUUAAAUGUGCAACUGCCAUCUAGGGACUGAUAUUGUGUAAGUAGUGCAAACUAGCGUGAAUACACAGUAAGUUACAACAGAAACAGUAUAAUGUUAAGGUACCAGCUGUCUGGAAGGGUUGCAACAUCUUUAGAUUUUUUGGUGGCUGAGGAUUUCAUCAUUGGCCUCUACUUCCUAUGAAGUUGUUUGACCCAUUAAAUCAAUACAAAAAAAGAAAGUGUCUGGGCGACGAUAGAAUCUCCAUUUAAAUAUUGGAAAAACUUCCCAUCAUUGUAUCUUUUCAAUCAGACUAAUUUCCCACAGAAUGAUGAUGAGUGAUGAUUCCAAUCCAUUCAACAAAAUACCAGUUUCACUUUCAGAGUAAAAUUUUCUCAAAAAUCAUAACAUGAUGCUUAACCAUGCUCACAAUUCAAACUAGUUUGCACUGGGUCAUAUAGCUUUUUUUACCUAAACAUACUUUGCACCAAAAAUUGUGAUAUAAUUUUUAUUUCGAAGCGAAAAAUAUUUUUAUGCAAGCUUACCAAAAAUAAUAUCCAUAUUGUUGUGAAUAAUUAAUGAUCCGUUCAAAUAAAUUGCAUCGAAAAAAUUUCGAAAUCCAUGAAUGGGCGCGUAUAUUCAUAUAAUUUUAGCAAAAUAAUGUAUUCUUGGUGUUUUGACCUUAAAAACUGAAAGUUGUGGGAACGUUUCGGUCUUGUUAACUACCCACGAAUCGCAAUUCAUUUAUUAUUCAUUGUUUCUCGAUUGAUUCAUUAUUUUAUUUGUAAAAAGCAACUGAUGACUGUAAUGAAAAAAAUCAGUUUCUUCUUUUACAUUAUUAUUUCAUUGAUAAUAUAAUUUCUCUAUUGAAUCAACUUAUUUGUAGGUAAAUAAUUAUAUAGGAAACAUGUGCAAUUUUAUUUAGAGGAAACCUUUUUUUCUAAAUAAAUGAUAAUUAUAAGGCCAAGUUUUACUCUCUAUAUUGGGUGGCUCAUUUUUCAUGAGCCACCCAGUAUAAUUUAUACAAAGUGCUAUAACUUGAUAACACUUUGUAUUCCAUACCAAAGGUGCUUUGUUAGGUUUUUUUUUUAUGUCUAAAACUGUAUACAGGGUGCACACAAGAAAAUCCUUUUUUAUUGUAUACAUGGUUACCAAAAAAAAAAAACGCGUUUUAUAGAGGAGGGGCGUAAAAUGUAUGUAGUUUAUUAUUAUCGUUGCUCGAUUUAUUUUAUUUUUGUGUAUAUUUAGGUAAUUUUUAAAUAAAAAAAUGACUGUUUUUCUAUGUAAUGCGCUAUAAUCUCUAAUAAGUAAUUUUAGCUUUGUAUAUUUGUCUGAUGUAGAAUAUAUUAAAGUAAUGUCUACUUACCAUGGUUUGUUAUUUAUUAAUUCUGUUAAUUAAUUGUGUGAUGAGGAUUUUUUUGUUCGAAAACAUAUCAGAAUUAAUUUUUUUCCUAUAUUGCAAGCUUAUCUGCUGCUAAGUGGAUUUUGUGCAAACCACCCACUUUUUAAGUAAAUCGAACUGUGUUAGUUAUUUAGAUUUUUUAAAAGAUAUUUUUUAUUGUUAUUUAUAUCGUAAAAUAUUGUAGCCCCGCCAUGAUUGUUGUAUUUUAUCCCUAUUCCUCCUUGUAAAUAGUGUUCCAAAAAACAAAAACUACCUAUUAUUGUGUAAAUUAUUCAUAUUUCUAUUAAACCCAAUGUUUGUUUUUAAAAUGUUUGUAUG
Molecule: messenger RNA, 2869 nt
Organism: Ceutorhynchus assimilis (cabbage seed weevil)
Lineage: Eukaryota; Metazoa; Arthropoda; Insecta; Coleoptera; Curculionidae
Source: the annotation of a GenBank genome assembly